AUGUUUUCUAAUACCCCUUCUCGCUUUAUCAGGCCUGUUGAUAAAUCCAAAUCUCAGCUUGCAAACACCACAUUGCACAAGAAUAUCAAGAAUAUCGAAAGCAUGAUUCAGGACUCUAGAGACUACAUUAAGUCUUGCAAGCAACAGAAAGCUGAAUUACGCCAUGAAUUAGCCAUUUUGGAACAGAAAUUGAAGAUAAAUGUCAAAGAGAAGGUCGAUAUCUCUAGGAAUGACCAGGAACGACUCAUUCAGAGUCUGAGAGAACAGUGAGAGGUUGAAUAUCAUGAAAAUAUUCACUUAAAGGCCCAAAUUUCUGAAAUGAUGAAAGAGAACAAUGAUCUUGAAAAGGUCAUUGUAGACUAUGAAAGUCAGAUAUACAAACUUGAGUUGCUGAUUGGACUGAAAUAGACUUACCAAAACUUUAUGUUCAACUGAUUCAAUAAAAUA
This is a messenger RNA of Moneuplotes crassus, 447 nucleotides long. The record is from the annotation of a GenBank genome assembly. Lineage: Eukaryota; Ciliophora; Spirotrichea; Euplotida; Euplotidae.